AUGUCCUUCCAUCAACACAGUCCUCCGUCGCCCUCCCACGUCCUCCGUCAACACAGUCCUCCGUCAACACACCCCCCACGUCCUCCGUCAACACAGUCCCCCCAACUUUGGUCCCCCCACGUCCUCCGUCAACUCGUCCUCCGUCAACACAGUCCCUCCCACGUCCUCCGUCACACAGCCCCUCCCCCGUCCUCGGUCACGUCCACGUCCUCCGUCAACACAGUCCCUCCCGUCCUCGGUCGUCCCUCCCGUCCUCCGUCAACACAGUCCUCCGUCCUUUGGCCUCGUCCUCCGUCACGUCCUCCACCGUCCUCCGUCCAGCACAGUCCCUCACAGUCCCUCCCAUCCUUCCACAGUCGUCCUCCUCCCGUCAACACAGUCCCUCCUCCUCAUCCUUUAGCCCUCCCACGUCCUCCGUCAACACAGUCCUCAGUCCCUCCUCCGUCCUUUAGUCCCUCACGUCCUCCGUCAACACAGUCCCUCCCGUCCUCGGUCGCUUCAGUCCUCCAACACAGUCCCCCCCCUUUAAAUCCCUCCGUCCUCGGUCGCUUUAACACAGUCCCUCCCGUCCUUUGGUCCUCCCCACGUCCUCCGUCCGCAUCCUCCCGUCCUCCGUCAACUUGCGAUCUCAUCCUCCGUCCUUUAGUCCCCCCACGUCCUCCGUCAACACAGUCCCUCCAUGUCUCCGUCCCACAGCACAGUCCCUCCACGUCCUCCGUCAGCACAGUCCCUCCCAUUCCUCCGUCCUUUACAGUCCCCCACGUCCUCCGUCGCUUUGCGAUCUCCGUCACCACAGUCCUCCCCUCCGUCAACCACAGUCCUCCCCACCCCUCCCGUCAACACAGUCCCUCCGUCAACACAGUCCUCCACGUCCUCCGUCAACACAGUCCCUCCCACGUCCUCCGUCAACAGUCCACUCCCACCCUCCGUCAUCCCUCGUCCUCCGUCAACACAUGUCCUCCGUCAACACAGUCCCUCCCACGUCCUCCGUCAACACAGUCCCUCCCCUCCGUCAGCCCCCCACGUCCUCCGUCAACACAGUCCCCAGUCCUCACGUCCUCCGUCAACACAGUCCUCCCACGUCCUCCGUCCUUUGGUCCUCCCACGUCCUCAAAUCCUUUACCAGCCCUCCCACGUCCUCCGUCCUUGGUCCCUCCAUCCUGGCCCUCCCCGUCCGUCCUCCGUCAACACCUCCACGUCCUCCGUAAACAGUCCUCCGUCACUCCCGUCCUUUUGGCCUCCCGUCCCCCACGUCCUCCGUCAGCACAGCCUCCCGUCCUCCGUCCACAGUCCCCCUUCCUCCGUCCUUUGGCCCCUCCCAUCCUCCCAUCCUCCGUCAACACAGUCCUCCUUAAUGUCCUCGUCCUCCCACGUCCUCCGUCAACACAGUCCCUCUGUCCUCGGUCAACACAGUCCUCCCCACGUCCUCCGUCAACACAGUCCCUCCCACGUCCUCCGUCAACACAGCCUCCACGUCCUCCGUCAACACACCUCCCACGUCCCUCCGUCAACACAGUCCCUCCCAUGUCCUCCGUCAACACAGUCCUCCGUCCUUUGGUCAACACAGCCCCCUCCGUCCCACGUCCUCCGUCCUCCGUCAACACAGUCCCUCCCACGUCCUCCGUCAACACAGUCCCCUCCCGUCCUCCGUCAACACAGCCCCCCACUGUCCGCCAACACAGUCCUCCUCCCACGUCCUCCGUCAACACAGUCCUCCCACGUCCCUCUCCGUCAACGUCCUCCCACGUCCUCGGUCAACACAGUCCCUCCCACGCCCUCCCUCCACCUCGGUCAACACAGUCCUCCGUCAACACAGUCCCCCUCCUCCGUCACGUCCUCCGUCAACACAGUCACAGUCCCUCCCACGUCCUCCGUCAACACAGUCCCCCCACGUCCCCACGUCCUCCGUCCCCGGUCGAACACGUCCUCCGUCAACACAGUCCUCCCACGUCCCACGUCCUCCCCACGUCAACACAGUCCCUCCCAUCGCGUCCUCCGUCACCAGCCCCUCCUAAUGUCCUCCGUCACCACAGUCCCUCCCAUGUCCUCCGUCAACACAGUCCUCCCACGUCCUUUACGUCCUCCGUCAACACAGUCCCCCACGUCCCAACACAGUCCCUCCCACGUCCUCCGUCAACACAGUCCCUCCCACGUCCUCCGUCCGUCCUCCUCCGUCAACACAAACCCUCCCACGUCCUCCCACCAGUCCCUCCCACGUCCUCCGUCAACACAGUCCCUCCCACGUCCUCCGUCACCACAGUCCCACGUCCUCCUCCGUCCUCCCUCCCACGUCCUCCGUCAACACAGUCCCUCCCACGACCAGUCCCUCCCACGUCCUCCGUCAACACAGUCCCUCCCACGUCCCUCCGUCACGUCCUCCGUCCUUUAGUCCCUCCCACGUCCUCCGUCAACACAGUCCCUCCGUCAACAGCAGCCCCGUCAACACCACGUCCUCCGUCAAAACAGCCCCUUCCCUCCGUCAACACAGCCCCUCCCACGUCCUCCCACGUCCUCUGUCAACACAGCUCCCCUCCCACGUCCUCCUCCUCACAGUCCUCCCACGUCCCUCCGUCAACUCCUCCGUCAACACAGUCACGUCCUCACAGUCCCUCCCACGUCCUCCGUCAACACAGUCCCUCCCAUGUCGUCCACCGUCCCUCCGUCACACACAGUCCCCUCCACGUCCUCGUCCCUCCGUCAACACAGCCCUCCCACGUCCUCCGUCAACACAGUCCUCCUCCCACGUCCUCCGUCAACACAGUCCCUCCCACGUCCUCCGUCACACAGUCCCUCCCACGUCAACACAGUCCCUCCCCACGUCCUCCGUCAACACAGUCCCUCCUUAAUGUCCUCCGUCAACACAGUCCCUCCCACGUCCUCCGUCAACCAGUCCUCCACAACACAGUCCUCCACGUCCUCCUGGCCAACACAGUCCCUCCCACGUCCUCCGUCAACACAGCCCCCAAGUCCUCCUCAGUCAACACAGUCCUCCGUCAACACAGCCCCUCCCCACGUCCUCCGUCAACCAAGUCCCUCCCAUGUCCUCCUCCGUCAACACAGUCCCUCCCAAUGUCCUCCUCCGUCAACACAGUCCUCCCACGCCCCGUCAAAACAGCCCUCCCACGUCCUCCAACACAGCCCUCCCACGUCCCUCCGUCAACACAGCCCCUCCCACGUCCUCCGUCAACACAGUCCCUCCUCCCACGUCCCUCCGUCAACACAGUCCCUCCCACGUCCUCCGUCAACACAGUCCCUCCCAUCCUCCGUCAACACAGUCCCUCCCACGUCCCGUCAACACAGCCCCUCCACGUCCUCCGUCAACACAGCCCCCCACGUCCUCCGUCAACAUAG
Messenger RNA from Homarus americanus (American lobster), 3351 nucleotides. Its product is annotated as extensin-like. The coding region runs from base 1 to 3351 and encodes 1116 amino acids. The transcript has a single exon. The record is from RefSeq and is a predicted model, not a curated record. NCBI's taxonomy places the organism in Eukaryota, Metazoa, Arthropoda, Malacostraca, Decapoda, Nephropidae.